CUCAGAAACCGGCUUAACCAACUAAGGCAGCAGAACAUCUACAGGCAAGUUAAAACAACUGCUGACAGCCAUACUCCUCAUCAGGACAUGGGAUUAUCAAGCAGCAAGUCUUAGGCAGAAUAACGAGACAGCUAAAGGACCUUCCAGCAGCACCAGCAGCUUUACCCGAAGCCCUCACUGAGCAACAGCCACUCUGGAGCAGCAGGGAGGAUGUUCCUAUGGGCUGGAGCCAAAGGCGGCGCUCAAAGAUCGGGACAUGAGGGAAGGACAAUUUACCAAAAGAUCCGCGAGUAUGACGUCUUGGACAAGAGGAAGACGGUGACGGCUCUAAAGGCAGGAGAGGACCGAGCCAUCCUGCUGGGCCUGAGCAUGAUCCUGUUCUCCGUGAUGAUGUACUUCGUCCUGGGCAUUACUAUGGUGCGCUCUUACUCAGACAGUGUGUGGACGGAGGAGUCCAGCUGCACCGUGCUCAACUCUACUGUCGUGGCCGAGAUUAACUGCACCUACAGCUGCGGCUCCGAGUGCUGGAAGAGUUCCAGGUAUCCAUGCCUACAGGUGUUCGUCAGUCUCAACACAUCCGGCCGAGUGCUCCGGCUGUCCCACAAUGAGGAGGCACAGGACGCCAACCCCGAGUGUUUCUAUGUUCCCAAGUGCCGUAAGGACCACUCCACCAUGUACACCAUGGUCCUGAACAUCUCGGAGAGACUGAAGCUGCACCAGCAGGUGCCCUGCUACCACGACCCGGCGGAGCGGCAGGACUCGGUGCUGCUGACCCGCCUCUACGGGCGCGGAGCCGUCUUCCACUCCCUCUUCUGGCCCACGUGCAUGCUGGUCGGGGGCACGCUCAUCAUCGCCAUGGUGAAACUCACGCAGUACCUGUCCAUACUGUGCGAGCAAAUCAGUCGGAUCAAAAGGCUUGGUCUCUCCCUCUUCGAGGCAGCACGCCACAGGGACAGAGUUGCUUCCGUUUCCAGGCAGAGACGCAGUGCACCGGUCCUGGAUACGGUGUGACAACUGCUUGCAGUGUCCAGGGCAGAGUUGACCCUCCAAAUCAACACUCUUCAGAGAAACAUGCCCCCCUCCCCCAACGUUCCCAAAAACAUCCAAGCACCUCCAUCCAGCCUGUUUUGUUUGAACACUUCCAUAAACAAUGCAUUCACAUCAGUUGAUACAUACACUGUGUGUGUGUGUGUGUGUGUGUGUGUGUGUGUGUUUGUGUUUGUGUCUGAGUGUGUCUGUGUGUAAAUGUGUGUGUGUCUGUGUGUAAAUGUGUGUGUAUGUUUGUGCAUCUGUGCACUGCCCUUGACCACAUGGCAAAACUCGCCCAUCUAUUCAGGUUGUGUUGACAUAGUGAAGAUCUUUUGUCCAAGACACAGUACAUGAAAGGGCACCCAGAGAAAUGCCUUUCCAAUCUAGUCCUUUUGACUUGUCCCUCGGAAACAUGUGGGUGGGUGGAAGAGGGGAGUGGGAUUUUCCCAACAAAGAUUGGAUGGAGUCCAAUUGUAUACCGAAGAGCAAAGGUCGACACCAGUGGCCAAAUUGUGCCGUUCUGUUGACGUAUGUUCCCUGUCUGGAUGCACAGAAACCUCAUUCCAAGACAACACUGUGGGAUACCGGCUAAAGUGGAAUCAUGCUUCCUUCUAGACAAUGUGGUGUAACUGUGAGCAAUCGUAGUUGUCUGGGUGGCGACUCUAGACAAAUUCCAGUGAUUCCGUGCUGUGUGCUCUCUUUUCUCUCUUUCCUGACUGGCGGGGGUUGCGACAUGACACACAUCUUGUGCUCAUAAGCAUGCAUUUCCUUAAAGGUAAUCUGUAGUUGGAAAGAGUUGCUAAACUGAUGCAUAUUUUAUUAAAUCAACUCCUGUGCAUCCUGACCAAAGCACUGCAUCUUCAUAAGUUAACCAUUGGUUGCAUUAUUGCUUCCAUAGUAGCAAUCAUCAGUUGCAGUCAGUCGUUCAAAAUGGAUGCUGAAUCAUCUGUUUUACAUGAAGCAGUUCUUGCUGUAUGGCAAAUUAAUAAUAAAAAAAACC
Molecule: messenger RNA, 2029 nt
Organism: Sardina pilchardus (European sardine)
Lineage: Eukaryota; Metazoa; Chordata; Actinopteri; Clupeiformes; Clupeidae
Gene: s100p
Product: S100 calcium binding protein P
Exons: 6
Coding region: 211-1011 (266 amino acids)
Biological process (GO): detection of calcium ion; potassium ion transport
Cellular component (GO): voltage-gated potassium channel complex; membrane
Molecular function (GO): potassium channel regulator activity; calcium-activated potassium channel activity
Source: RefSeq, a predicted model, not a curated record